GACCCCUCUGAGCUCUGAGCUCGACCAUUACAGACCCCACCCACUGCAUUGUCCACCGUCAGCCCCCAGUAUUCUAAGUUCCGUGGGGAAGGCGGUGGCUGCGUGGACCUUUCGAGGGCGUGGGCUCUGGGAUUCUUGCAGUAAGCCAAGGAGGCUCUCUGCUUUUCCAUGUUCAUUUCGUCGACGAGGAAACUGAGGCUCCACGGCGCUCAGCGAGACCGACGCGAGCGGGGUGAACCCUUUGGGAGCUGCGGCGCCGCCAGAGUCACUUCCGUGGGUCGGGUUGUCAGGGUGGCGGGCCAGGCGGCGGCCCCGGCCAUGGACUCCGCGGCCGCCGCGGAGCUGAGCGACGCGCUGUGCGAAUUUGACGCGGUGCUGGCCGACUUCGCGUCGCCCUUCCACGAGCGCCACUUCCACUACGAGGAGCACCUGCAGCGAAUGAAGCGGCGCAGCAGCGCCAGCGUCAGCGACAGCAGCGGCUUCAGCGACUCGGAGAGUGCAGAUUCCUUGUAUAGGACCAGCUUCAGCUUCAGUGAUGAAAAGCUGAAUUCUCCAACAGACUCUGCCCCAGCUCUGCUCUCCACUGCUGUCACUCCUCAUAAAGCCAAAUUAGGAGACACAAAAGAGCUAGAGGACUUUAUUGCUGAUCUUGACAGAACAUUAGCAAGUAUGUGAAACAAGGCAUUCUGGGUCCUUGUGUGUCACAGGAGUGAAGAUCCAGAAGGUUCUGAGAACCUGGUGAAAUCAGCUACUGGAAUCUGUUGCAGGAGGGGUCAGAACUGAGGCUCACCUGACACCAGCCACUCUCAGCUCACAUUAACAUUAGUCCAUUGGCCCAUCUCUGGGAAACUUAGACAGUGAAACUGACUUUGUUUACCUGCCUGCAGCACAUUAGAACAGAUGAUCUAUGUUAAUGUUGUAUUUCCUCUUAAAACAUAGCUCUCCAAUAAUUUAAAGUGCUUUUAUGAAAAUAUUUGUAAUUAAUUAUAUAUAGUUGGAAAUAGUAAUAUGCGUUCCCUACUAUAAUAUAUUUUUGUAUACAAAUAAAAUUUGGACUGGACUCUA
Molecule: messenger RNA, 1065 nt
Organism: Jaculus jaculus (lesser Egyptian jerboa)
Lineage: Eukaryota; Metazoa; Chordata; Mammalia; Rodentia; Dipodidae
Gene: Rgcc
Product: regulator of cell cycle
Exons: 5
Coding region: 169-675 (168 amino acids)
Biological process (GO): regulation of cell cycle
Cellular component (GO): cytoplasm
Molecular function (GO): protein kinase binding; protein kinase activator activity
Source: RefSeq, a predicted model, not a curated record